Molecule: messenger RNA, 342 nt
Organism: Adineta steineri
Lineage: Eukaryota; Metazoa; Rotifera; Eurotatoria; Adinetida; Adinetidae
Source: the annotation of a GenBank genome assembly
AUGAAAGAAUGUGAUGCAACAUGGUCUUCGUCUUACACUACUGUCUUGUUUCGAGCCUAUUAUGAAGAUAUGUGGUUAGGUGGAAGGGUUCAAAUGAAAAUAUAUGCUCAACAAUGCAAAAAAUGUGGAGAAUAUAUGACCGCUGAAUUUGAAAAAGAACAACUGAAUUCUCUUGCUAAAUGGUUAUAUCGAUGGAUUGCUAGUCAUUUUUAUAACAUUUAUUUCAAUGAUCAUGGUUAUCAAGGGAGAAGAAGGCUUGCAAAACAUCGUGACGAUCUAUGUGAAGCAUGCGAUGCUGGAUGGUGUUAUUAUCUGAAAGUUGAAAACUCCAAAAGAGGAUAA